Gadus chalcogrammus (walleye pollock) is the source of this 833-nucleotide messenger RNA. RefSeq names its product ATP synthase peripheral stalk subunit OSCP (gene atp5po). The coding region runs from base 62 to 691 and encodes 209 amino acids. Gene Ontology annotation, biological process: proton motive force-driven mitochondrial ATP synthesis. The transcript is spliced from 7 exons. Lineage: Eukaryota; Metazoa; Chordata; Actinopteri; Gadiformes; Gadidae. The record is from RefSeq and is a predicted model, not a curated record. Gene Ontology annotation, molecular function: proton-transporting ATP synthase activity, rotational mechanism.
UCUGGGUAGUCAUUAGUCGCACAUGCGCAGAAAGAUAUACCCUCGACAGCUGUAGGAGAAAAUGGCUUCACUCAUGUUAGGACAGCAGGCGCGCCAGUUCAGCACGUCUGUCAUCAGGCCCAUCUCAAAACUGAUGAAGGCUCCCAUCGAUGUGUAUGGAGUCGAGGGUCGCUAUGCCACCGCGCUGUUCUCAGCGGCCAGCAAGAAGAAACAGUUGGACCAGGUUGAGCAGGAAUUGGGCAAAGUGUCGACCAUGAUCAAGGACCCCAAGGUCUCCGGCAUUGUCAUGAACCCUCACAUCAAACGCGGCAUAAAGAUGCAGGUUGUCACUGACGUUCUGGUCAAGGCUAAGAUGUCUCCUCUCACCAUCAACCUCAUCAAGGUGUUGUCUGAGAACGGCCGCCUGCCCCUGACCGGGGAUGUCAUCAAGGCCUACAAUAUGAUGAUGGGAGCCCACCGUGGAGAGGUCAUCUGCUCUGUCACCACCGCCCAGGCGUUGGAUGCCGCCAGUCUUGCUGAGCUGCAGGUCGCCCUCAAGGGAUUCCUCCAGAAGGGUGAAACCAUCAAGCUACAAACUAAGACGGAUUCCGCCAUCUUGGGUGGCAUGAUCGUCAGCAUCGGGGACAAGUACGUGGACAUGUCCACCAAGACCAAAAUUGCGAAGCUCACCAAGAUCAUCAGGGAGACUUAAGUCCAGUUGGACGUUUAAACAGAAGAAUGCAGCGAAGUUGCUUAUAAAUGUACAUUGCUACUUGUCUGGUUACGGAGUUCAUUUUAACACCAGUGUCUAUUGUUGAUUUCACAUUAAUGUAUUAAAAAGCGUUGUGAAACGG